AUGCGAUUUAGCUUCGAUGAGCUUUACGGGAUUGAAAGCUCGGAACAGUGGGAUGCAGAGGAAUAUUCAAUCAUUGAAAGUGACGAUGAGCACAUCCCGCGACUAAGGAUUCCCCACAAAAUAGAAAAAAAGGAUGGGAAAAAUGACGAUUACGACCUGAAAGAUCAAUUGGACGACGACGAGAAUCUGGCAUUGUUGGUGGCCAAUCUUGAUCUGACCGCUAAGCUGCCUGGUGGGCCCUGUAGGAAUCCAGGUAAUAUUACUACUACAAGAACGCUUAAACAUGAAAGACUAGCUUCGAGAGCAAAUGUUCCUGAUGUUGAAGAUGAAGAAGAAGAGGUGAAUAAUGCAUUUACACAAUUGCAAGAUGCGGUUACGAGAGACAUUCUACAAAAAAUGAAAUCUUUGCAACUAAAUAACGAUGAGCAAGUUCGAAAUGUUCAAGCUGAAAAACAACGGAUACGGGAAGAGCAGCAAAGGCGGGAAAAGGAGCAGCGAGACCGUGAGCUCAAAGAAAAGAAGCAAAAGGAGGAACUGGAGCGUUUGAAACGCGAACAGGAGGAGGAAAAACGCAGACAAGAAGAAGCAAAGAGGAAGCAAGCUGAUCUUGAGGCCAAGCUUCGAGAAGAAGAACGUGUGAGACAGGAAAAACUAGCGGCACAAAAAGAGGUAGAAGCUGCCGAGAAGCGUGCACGCGAAGAUGCCGCUAGAGGCAAAGGAAUCACCAAUUUCACCGAAAUUCAGGCGUCAUUCCACCAUUACAAGCAUAAGAUAAAGCAGAUAAAGCACGAGGUGGUAGAAGCAGUCAAAAAAGACGCCAACCUCAAGUCCAUUCUAUCAAAACACAAGCGUAAGAUCAACCCUAAAUUUGGUCAGUUAACCAAUAGUGAGGAACAUUUACGCUCGAUUAUAUUAGAGGUGACCUCGCUAGUAGAUCAAACUAAGCCCAACGAUUUGGGCUAUCAAUGGAUUUUGAACUUCAUAGCAAAAGCACUCGUGUCGCAGGCCGAAACCGAGGUUCGGGUAAAGCCCGAAAGCGCAUUACCAUUAGCGAAGCUGGCGUUGACACUGCUAGCACAAUAUCCAGAAUUAUUGGAGCUUUUGAUGGCAAGAUUUGUAAAAAAAUGUCCUUAUGUGAUUGGGUUUUCAUGCGCCAUUGAUUCAGAGAAUGGACGUUACAGUAUGGGGUGGAAACGUAGUCAGGACAACACAUGGGAGGAAGAAACUUCAUAUGAUGAACGUAUGGGUGGCAUCGUGACGCUUUUCGCGACCAUAACACGUUUAUCUUUACCUCCGGUCCUUAUCGGGAAGUUGGAGCACCCGUUACCCAUGCAGCGCUCGUGGCAGUUGGUCUCGCGUGUGGCAAACACAUCUGCAGACUUACUCAGUAACACGCAUUUUGUUGUACUUGGAUGUUGGUGGGAUGCGGCAGCGGCCCAACUGAUACAGGCAUAUUCAAGACAAGGCCACAAAUUAUUGGCGUUGAUCGCGACAGAUCUUACAACUUCAGUAGCGGACAGGCGUUAUGUGGGGGCGGCUAGACUACGUAUUCUGUUCGAAGAAUAUGAGUCGACUGGUAAACCAAAGAGUUUUCCUGAAAUGAAGAACAGUUGA
Messenger RNA from Lachancea lanzarotensis, 1614 nucleotides. It is a transcript of the gene GLE1, whose product is annotated as LALA0S04e06150g1_1. Bases 1 to 1614 code for a protein of 537 amino acids. The record is from RefSeq and is a predicted model, not a curated record. Lineage: Eukaryota; Fungi; Ascomycota; Saccharomycetes; Saccharomycetales; Saccharomycetaceae. Gene Ontology annotation, molecular function: inositol hexakisphosphate binding; phospholipid binding; translation initiation factor binding. Gene Ontology annotation, biological process: poly(A)+ mRNA export from nucleus; regulation of translational termination; regulation of translational initiation. Gene Ontology annotation, cellular component: cytoplasm; nuclear pore cytoplasmic filaments; nuclear pore. The transcript has a single exon.